AUGGCAAACGAGGAUGGAUCUGGUCCCGUCGACAAGGGCAAGGCAAAGGUUGUCGACCCACCAAAGAAAGAUGAUGUCGUGAUGAAAGAUGCAAAUACCAAAGAUGCAAAGGGCGAGCCAAAAGAAGAGGAGCUAUCGGAAGAAGACCAACAGCUUAAAUCGGAGCUUGAUAUGCUAGCAGAACGGUUAAAGGAAUCCGAUUCAAAUCUUUACAAGCCAGCCUUGGAAGCCAUCAAAGACUUUAUACGGACAUCUACUUCAUCGAUGACCGCUGUUCCUAAACCGCUCAAGUUCCUGAGACCUCAUUAUGAUGACCUUACAGGGUUGUACGAUACGUGGAAGAAUGACGAUGAUAAGUUAAUGCUUGCAGACGUUCUUUCCGUACUCGGUAUGACAUACUCGGAUGACGACAGACAAGAAUCGCUGAAAUAUCGAUUACUAUCGCCUACGAACGAUAUCGGCGGGUGGGGUCACGAAUAUGUCCGACAUCUAGCAUUAGAAAUCGGAGCGCUGUUCAACAAACGUCAAGAAAAAGAGGAAGAUACUCAGGACAUCGCCGACCUAGCUCUUUCUCUUAUCCCGUAUUUUUUAACACACAACGCCGAAGCCGAUGCUGUCGAUUUGCUCAGUGAGUUGGAGAUGAUUGAGGUGCUACCGAAAUACUUGGACGAGAACACAUAUGCUCGGGCGUGUCUUUACAUGGUUAGUAUGGUCAACCUAUUACCAUUCCCCGAAGACAUCGCAUUCCUUCGGACCGCCCACGACAUUUACAGACAAUACAACAAACUCACACAAGCCCUCGUUCUGGCAAUCCGACUUAAUGACCAUGACCUUAUUCAAGAUGACUUUGAUUCUACCGAGGACCUGCUUGUCCAAAAGCAAAUGGCCUUUAUAAUCGCACGUCAGCAGAUUUCUCUGACACCAGCAGAAGACGACGAAGUCGCUGAGUGCUUGACCAACAGCAAAUUAUCGGCGAUGUUCCAAUACAUGGCUAAGGAACUGAACUUGGCCGACCCUAAAACUCCAGACGACAUCUACAAAACACAUCUAGAGCAUCAGAGGGGUGGGGCGUCUAGCAGCGUAGACUCUGCAAGACACAAUCUCGCGUCUACAUUUGUUAACGCAUUUGUCAACGCUGGAUUCGGUCAGGACAAGUUGAUGUUGGUCGAAGAUGAGGCAAGCCCAUGGGUAUACAAGAACAAAGAUCUCGGAAAAUUAUCCGCUGCCGCAUCGAUUGGUCUCUUAAUGCAAUGGGAUGUUGAGAUGGGUUUAUCGAGCAUUGAUAAGUAUACCUAUGUCGACGAAAUUCCAAUUCGAGCUGGUGCUCUCUUGGGUAUUGGGUUGGUGAAUUCCGGCACCAGAAGCGAAACAGAACCGGCCCUUGCUUUGCUAGCAGAGCCAGGUGUUUUAGAGCACGACAAUCCAAACAUUAGAAUGAGCGGCAUUAUGGGUCUGGGUCUUGCAUAUGCAGGUUCUCAUCGUAGUGAUAUUGCAGAUUUCAUCACUCCCCUUCUCAGUGAUAGCAAUAACCAACUUUGCGCCCUCGCUGCUCUCUCCCUUGGUUUGAUCUUUGUCGGUUCUUCCAAUGGCGAUAUUUCUUCUUCUAUCCUCGAAAUCCUCUUCACACGUGAACCUGCCGAGCUGAAGGACAAAUGGUCACGCUUCCUAUCCUUAGGUCUAGCUCUGCUCUUCGUUUCCCGUCAGGAAGAAGCCGAAACCACGAUUGAGACUCUUAAAGCCAUCGACCAUCCAUUCUCUAAGCACACCCAAGUCCUUGUCAAUGCUUGUGCCUACGCUGGUACUGGUAACGUCCUCAAAAUCCAACAAAUGUUACAUCUUUGCAACGAACAUAUCGACAAAGAUAAUAAGGAUAAAGACAACAAGGAAUCAAAGGAAGGAGACGAUAUCUUCCAGUCUUACGCUGUUCUUGCUAUUGCCUUGAUCGCUAUGGGAGAGGAUGUCGGUCAGGAGAUGGUUCUCCGCCAAUUCGGUCACCUUAUGCACUACGGUGAAGGUGUAAUCCGAAAGGCUGUCCCGCUCGCCAUGGGUCUUCUUUCCCCCUCGAACCCCCAAAUGCGCGUUUACGACACACUCUCCAGAUACAGCCACGACAACGACAAUGAUGUUGCCUUGAAUGCUAUCUUCGCGAUGGGUCUUGUUGGUGCUGGCACAAACAAUGCGAGAUUAGCCCAGUUGCUACGAAGUCUUGUGAGCUACUACCACCGUGACGAAAAUGCUUUGUUCAUGGUUCGAAUCGCACAGGGUUUGCUGCAUAUGGGUAAGGGUACCAUCGGCAUGAACCCCUUCCAUGCCGACAGACAGGUUAUGUCCCGGGUUAGCGUUGCAGGUUUACUCACAGUCCUUGUGAGUCUUGUCGACGCGAAGAGCUUUAUUUUGUCGGAUGCACAUUACUUGUUGUUCUUCCUUGUUCCAGCCAUGCAGCCGAGAUUUUUGGUCACUCUAGACGAGGAUUUGAAGCCACUAGCUGUGAAUGUGAGAGUCGGACAGGCUGUUGAUGUUGUGGGACAGGCUGGUCGGCCGAAGACCAUCACUGGGUGGCAGACACAGAGUACACCUGUGCUCUUGGCAUACGGCGAGAGAGCGGAGUUGGAGGACGAGCAGUAUAUCUCUUUGGCUAGUAGUAUGGAGGGUUUGGUGAUUUUGAAGAAGAAUCCUGAAUGGGAAGCAGAGCAAGACUCGUAG
Messenger RNA from Orbilia oligospora ATCC 24927, 2703 nucleotides. RefSeq lists its product as uncharacterized. The transcript has 8 exons. Gene Ontology annotation, biological process: proteasome-mediated ubiquitin-dependent protein catabolic process; regulation of protein catabolic process. The coding region runs from base 1 to 2703 and encodes 900 amino acids. Gene Ontology annotation, cellular component: nucleus; proteasome regulatory particle, base subcomplex; proteasome complex. The record is from RefSeq and is a predicted model, not a curated record. Gene Ontology annotation, molecular function: enzyme regulator activity. NCBI's taxonomy places the organism in Eukaryota, Fungi, Ascomycota, Orbiliomycetes, Orbiliales, Orbiliaceae.